AUGCCCGUCCCCCUCUCCUUACACGACGCCCAGGCCCAACUCCUCUCCGCCCUCGACUCCCGCCCCGGCUCGCGGCGCCUCAAGCAAAUCCUCGCCCUUGCCAUCGCCACCGGCCUCCUCUGCGACCCCUUCGUCUCCGCCCGCGCUGUCGCCACCGCCGCCCCCUCCGACCUCCCCCUCGCCCAUCUCGCCUUCCGCGCUGCCUCCCCCCGCCCCUCCGCCUUCGCCUUCGCCGCCCUCAUCCGCGCCCACUCCGCCGGCCCCUCUCCCGACCUCGCCCUCCACCUUUUCUCCGACAUGCUCCGCACCGGCCUUUAUCCCGACAGUUUCUCCUUUCCCUUCCUCCUCCGCGCCUCCACCCGCCUCCACGCCGACCCUUCCCCGGGCCACGCUAUCGCCCUCCGCCACGGCCUCUCGUCUCACCCUCACGUCGCCACCUCCCUCCUCCACGCCUACGCUGCCCUGGGCCUCCUCGACGCCGCCCGGAGGGUGUUCGACGAAACGCCCCAGAGAACCACGGUCACCUGGAACGCCAUCAUCUCGUGCCACGCGAAGUCCGCGUCGCACGAGCGUGGCCUGUCGUUUUUCGUCGACAUGCUGACCCAUGGUGAGGCCCAGCCGAACUCGGACACGUUUGCGGGGGCCCUCGCUUGCUGCGCGGGGGUGGGCGCGUUGGCCCACGGGCGGGCCUCGCACGCGCUCGCUACGCGCCGGCUCGCGGGCCGGGCCGCCGUGGUGGGGACUGGCCUUGUCCACAUGUAUGCCAAGUGCGGGAGCCUGGAGGCCGCAUGGAACGUGUUUGAUGUCAUGGAUGACGUGAAGGAUGCAUCCACGUGGACGGCCAUGAUUGGUGGGCUGGCCAUGCACGGGCGCGGGGAGGAGGCGGUGGCGUUGUUCGAGAGGAUGGUGGGGGAGGAGGGGGUGGCACCGGAUGGCCUUGCCUUCACUAACGUGCUGCAUGCAUGCAGCCAUUCUGGGCUGGUGGAAGCGGGGAUUAGGUUGUUCAAUGAGAUGAAAGAAGUAUAUGGGAUCGAGCCUAGGAUGGAACACUAUGGGACAAUGGUGGACUUGUUUGGGCGUGCCGGGCGGUUGGAGGCGGCAAUAGAGGUGUUGGAGUUGAUGCCCUUCGAGCCAAAUCAGGUGGUUUGGGGCUCCUUGUUGCAUGCUUGUGCAAUUAAUGGGGAAUUAGGGUUCGGGGAGCGAUUGGAGGAGCGUUUGUCGGGGUUGGGGUUAGGGUUAGGAUUAGGGAUGGUAGAGGGAGAGGAAGGUGGAUUCUUUGUAGGUGUGUCUAAUCUGUAUGCUGGGGGUGGGAAGUGGGAUGAGGUUGGAAGGGUUAGGGACAGGAUGGUGGAGAGAGGGGUGAGGAAGGAGAGUGCUGUUAGCUUGGUUGUGGUGAAUGGAGAAGUGCACAAGUUUUUGGUGGGAGAUACAAGGCACCCAUUGGCAACGGAGAUACAUAGGAUGUUGUAUGAAAUUAAUAGACAAAUAAUGUCUGAAUGA
Molecule: messenger RNA, 1500 nt
Organism: Elaeis guineensis (African oil palm)
Lineage: Eukaryota; Viridiplantae; Streptophyta; Magnoliopsida; Arecales; Arecaceae
Product: pentatricopeptide repeat-containing protein At1g74630
Biological process (GO): RNA modification
Molecular function (GO): RNA binding; protein binding
Source: RefSeq, a predicted model, not a curated record